Sorex fumeus (smoky shrew) is the source of this 1227-nucleotide messenger RNA. RefSeq names its product CD177 antigen-like. The transcript has 10 exons. Gene Ontology annotation, biological process: leukocyte cell-cell adhesion; positive regulation of neutrophil degranulation; cell-cell junction maintenance. The coding region runs from base 1 to 1227 and encodes 408 amino acids. The record is from RefSeq and is a predicted model, not a curated record. Gene Ontology annotation, cellular component: plasma membrane; plasma membrane raft. Lineage: Eukaryota; Metazoa; Chordata; Mammalia; Eulipotyphla; Soricidae.
AUGAUACCCACUCUGCUGCUGACCCUCCUGGGCAUCACCCUCCAGCUUCAGCCCCGGGUGCAGGCCCUGGUCUGCCAGAGUGGGACCUACGAGUCAGUGGUGAAUAGAUCAGACCAGUUCAUUCAAUGGACCGCGGGCAAGACGUACUGUUCCGAGUCCAGUGACGCAUGCCAGGACACGCUGCUGUUCAUUGAGAAUGGACCUCUGGUGAAGCUGGUGCUCAUCAAGGGCUGCACGUGGACACCACUUCAGGAAGCUCGCGUCACCACACACAAGGCAGACCUCAGCCUCUCCUUCGUAUCCUAUACUCGUGUGUGCAGAGAUGACCUCUGCAACGAUCUCUCCAGCACCCUGCCACUCUGGAAUCGGGUGCCCUCCACAGUUCCAGGAUCUGUACAGUGUCCAUACUGCUUGUCUCCAAGAGGCUGUCUGUCCCCUCCGAUGAUGACCUGCCCAGUGGGGACCUCGCAUUGCUAUGAUGGGGUUCUCCAUCUUGGUGGAGAGUUCAUCGCCCACAAACUGAGAAUCCAGGGGUGUCAGUCCCAAGCUGGCUGCAACCUGCUCAAUGGCACUCAGGAGAUCAACUCCCUAUCCCUGCGGGAGUCCUGUCAGCCUAGUGAGUUCCUGACUUGUCAUCGAGGGGCCCUGAUACAGCACAACAGAAUUCUGGUGGCCUGGAAGACGGAUGAGAUUGAGAUGUGCAAUGAGGGGAGGGUGUGCCAGGAAUCCCUCCUGCUCAUAACCACGGGCUCCAGCACGUUAAUACUGGGGAGCAAAGGUUGUGCCGAACAGAAAGACCCGCUUUCCCAGAAGAAAAUCUUGGUCCACUCGAGGCCCCCCGGAGUGCUGUUCGCCUCCUACUCGCAUUUCUGCAACAGCAGUGGCUGUAACGACGCAAACAGUAGUGAAAUCCUGCUGGACAGCCUUCCUGGGCCAGUCCCCCAGUCCCCUGGAAAUGUGAAGUGUCCCUCCUGUGUGAACUUCACUGGGCAGUGCCCAGAGGAACCAGAAGUUUUAAGGUGUCCCAAAAGCUCCUCCCACUGUUACCAAGGCUUCCUCAAGAUCAUCGGAGGCGAGCUGGAUUCUGAAAUCUAUGUCCAGGGCUGCAUGGACCAGCAUUCUACAACCUUGUUGAAUCGAACUCAAUUUAUCGGAAACUUACUUGUGAUUGAGAAUGAAAUUCAAAACAAAGCUGCCCCGAUCCUCUCCCUGGCAUGGUGUGGGUAG